AUGGAUCCCAAUUUUCCCAUGAACGUGAAUUCCAAUAUGGACUAUUUCUACGACGACAAUCUCAAUCUGAAUUAUCCUCAAGUCCAGGUCUCUCAUCCACCCCAAUUUCAGUAUCAGUCCCAACCUCAGAUUUCGACCCAGCCUUACCACCACCAACGCCAGCAACAACAACGCGAGCCUAUCCCUAAUCUCCAACAUCAAUUGUCCUACCAGAAUCAACCUCGACCACCACGCCCUCCAAGCCUUCAGCCUUUCUCGACCACUCAAUACCCUCAGCAGCAGCCUUAUGUUCAAUCGCUGCCGCAGAGUUAUCCUCAGUAUUAUCAAAAUCAAACCCAGCCCUCUCGCAACGACUUCGCCCAAUUUCAACAACCUUUGUAUCAACAGCCGUCCUUAAACUCACAUACAGAUCCACGCCAUCCUCAGCGGCAUACUCAUCACUCCCAACAGAUUGUGACCCCACAAGCUCAGCGAGCACCGCAACAUAUUCAGCAACAUCAUCAGCCACCGCCUCCUGUCCAAGUCCCUAUUCAACCGCCAGUGCCGCCUCCACACCACAAGAACCAGCCAUCACGAUCACCCGCUCAGCCGAAUUCCGAGAUUGUCAUACCUACUCAGAAACACCGAUCCCCAUCCAUUCAGUCACACUCAUCCUUCCAACAGCCUAUUCACCCUCAAUCUUCAACGCGUCGUGAGCGCGAGGUCGAAAGACAGCUCUCAUCAGCGAAGCAAUCUCGUCCUCAAGAGCCACAGCAUUCCCCAAAGUUGAAACAAGAAUAUGUUAUUAAACCUCAAUCGAUAAGCAGUCAGCCCCUUAACACUACAGUCUCGCUUGAAGAGAUACAGAAGAAACCGCCUAGGCCACCUCUAGCAGCGAUAUCUGACCAAACACAGAGCGCAACGCCUCAGAGCAAGAAUGGUGUCUUACAAGCUGUCGUGAUCAAUACCACCCCCAAACAGCCCGUCAUGAAACCCCCGGAAUCUCAGCCCGACUACCUUGAGCCUGAAUAUCCCACUCUGCUAUGUGCUCUUGCAGAGGACUACCUGGACAUGGCACGAAAGCUGCCUGAGGUAACCGAUGAAUAUCAGGAGCUAGUAGCACUGGCUCUUGGCUGUCUUGAAUCGGCUCUUUCAAAUCUCAAGCUCCAACCCCUCAAAGAAGCUCAGACCUCCCUUCGAUAUGCACAAGUUCUCUACGAGGAGACCGAAAAUUAUGAUGAGGCUGAAACGCAACUUAGUAAGGCCAUUGAAUUGUGUGAGCGUCACAAAUUCAUCGAUAUCAAAUAUGAGCUACAGCUGUUACUGUCAAAAGUGCUAUACCAAUCGAAACCGAAAGCUGCACUGAGAGAUAUACAGAGAAUGAUUGACGACAUUGAAGCGUAUCGCCAUACUGCUUGGCUAUAUCUGUUUCGAUUCCAACACGCCAUGUUCUCAUUGGCCUCUUCAUCACUUGGUGAUGUUCACAGUUCCACAUCACAGUUAUCCAAAAUCUCCAAUCUCGCUCGCCAAAACUCGGAUCCUGUCAUGCUCGCCUUCGCUGCUGUGGUUGAAUCGUUGCUACACCUUUCCAGUUCCAACCAGGAGGCAAUUGUUGCCACCCAGACAACCCUGGCUAAGGCUCGAGCAUUACAGCUCAAUCCUGACGUUGAAGCCAUUCCUCAAAUGACUAUUAUCAUGGAAUUCAUUGAUCUUGCAACAAGCAUUCAAGAGGGGAAUAUUGUCCAGACAGAGCAAAAGCGCAAAAUUGUGCAGAAUGUUCUCUACGAAGCAAUCGGCCAUAAUAACUGGCGUGACGAUGGUUUUAUCUAUCUCCCCAUCUCCAAACGCUCCUUGGCAGGCGUUCAAGUCUCAACGAACGGGCACAUAUUCGAGAAAAAUGGAAAACAUUUUAUGGGCUUUUUAUGGUUAUUGAAAGAAGAAGCUGAAGCCUUGGGUUUCCUAUUCAGCGCUGACAGCGCCGCUCAUAAAAAUGGCCACGAUGGGAAGGCCGAAAAAUAUGCGAAAACUGGUCUUGCCCUUGUACGAGGCUGGCAACGACCUGGAAUCGCUGAGAACUACGAACAAUCGGAUCGUGCAUUCAUCGGAAAUAAUCUGCUGGAAGCCCAGUUCCUCUUUCUAAUCGCUUUCAUGCAGUGCUCAAUGGGCAAAUGGGAGAGGGCUGAACGGGUUAUUGCUGAGCUGUCUCGGAUAUCGGAAAGCCUUGGUGUUAACUUCCCAUCCAGCAUGGUGUCUGGUAUGCUCUAUCUGAGGGGCGUCAUCCUACAGGGUAUGGGCGACACAACAGCUGCAUUGACAGUCUAUCAGUCAGAUACUCUCAGACUGGUUCUACAGCAUACUACCCCUACUCAAGGGCUCAAAACUCACCAGAAGAUCUCGCAUGCCUACUACACAGACUCUGAUGCCACUAAAAACUUCCGUCUACUUGCAGCCAUGAAUUCUGCAUUCAUUAUCCAAAAUCCACAGCACCCACAGCAUCAUCAACUUUCAGUGCUCCUGAGCAACAUAAGACCAGUUGCAGAGAAUUCUGCAAACAAAUACAUACAGGCUCACUAUUCGCUUAUGAAAUCCAUCUUGUCUACCACUACCUUGACCGUCAAGCAAUUCCUAAAAAGUGCCAUGGAUGCUGGAAAAGCAACAGGAAGCACGAUGACCACUGCACUUGCUUUGAUAUACAUGCAACAAAAGAUGUUCCGAGGAACUGUGGAUGAGCAAGCAUUGAAGUGCGCGAAAGCAGCAAGCCACCAAACUAGAAGGUGGGGUGAGCCUAUGUGGAUCCACGUGGCUGCUGGACUAGAGGCAGAGGCUCUUGAGAUCAAUGGCUUCCCAGCAGAAGCAGCGAAGAAGGAAACUGAGGCGGAGUCACUGUGGGAUGAGUUGCCCGAACGUGUCAAGAAUGGUGGGUGA
Exophiala bonariae is the source of this 2904-nucleotide messenger RNA. RefSeq lists its product as uncharacterized. The transcript has a single exon. Gene Ontology annotation, cellular component: SMC loading complex; chromatin. The record is from RefSeq and is a predicted model, not a curated record. The coding region runs from base 1 to 2904 and encodes 967 amino acids. Gene Ontology annotation, biological process: mitotic sister chromatid cohesion; maintenance of mitotic sister chromatid cohesion. Gene Ontology annotation, molecular function: protein binding; double-stranded DNA binding. Lineage: Eukaryota; Fungi; Ascomycota; Eurotiomycetes; Chaetothyriales; Herpotrichiellaceae.